UUUAUCACCGUGUUUAGGGAAUUAGGGCUCAUGCGUCGGGUUGCUUUGGACUAGUAGACCUAAUCCCAUAUCCAAACAUCAAUACAGGGCUGUAGUGUUCUGUUCUGUGGCUCGUAGAAGUAAGAAAUUCGUGUCACUGCUGCCAGCCUUACAUUCCAUCGUUGCACCUCACAUUUGGUAUUUGGAGGGAUAAAAACAGGAAAAGAAAUGGCGACGGCAGUCAUCAAGAACAACUUCUAUAACGUCUCUUCGAUAGUUCUGAAACCAUCAACCGCCAUUCCAACUACCGUGGCAAUGUGCUCGAACUUCUGUCCCCGUAUUUCCAACCGCUUGCCAGGCCCACCCAUCUCAUCAUUCCCUACUCAGCCACGCCUUUGUGUCUCUGCCAACGCCUUUUCUUCUCAGGCUACCAAUGCAACAUCUAAAGAGGAACUUCCAUCUCGAAUAGGAUUUUUGGGUAUUGGAAUAAUGGGCUCUCCAAUGGCACAAAAUCUGAUAAAAUCUGGAUGUGAUGUGACUGUUUGGAAUAGGACCAAGAGCAAGUGUGAUCCUCUCAUCAGCUUGGGAGCAAAAUAUAAAUCAUCUCCAGAGGAAGUCGCUGCAUCUUGUGAUGUCACAUUUGCGGUGCUGGCUGGUCCUGAAAGUGCAGUGGAUGUUGCCUGUGGCAAGUAUGGAGCUGCAAAUGGGUUGCGCCCAGGGAAAGGGUAUGUGGAUGUUUCAACAGUUGAUGGUGUUACCUCCAAAUUGAUUAGCAAACAUAUUAAAGCUACUGGGGCAUUAUUUUUAGAGGCUCCAGUUUCAGGCUCCAAAAAGCCUGCAGAAGAUGGGCAGCUGAUAUUUCUAACUGCAGGCGAUAAACCUCUAUAUGAAACUGUUGCUCCACUCUUAGACAUCAUGGGGAAGUCAAGGUUUUACCUUGGGGAUGUUGGAAAUGGAGCAGCAAUGAAACUUGUUGUCAACAUGAUCAUGGGGAGUAUGAUGGCAUCUUUUUCAGAAGGUUUAAUCCUUUCUGAGAAGGUUGGUCUGGAUCCAAAUGUUCUAGUUGAGGUAAUUUCACAAGGUGCCAUAAGUGCACCAAUGUUCUCAACCAAAGGUCCUUCAAUGGUUCAAGCCACAUAUCCAACUGCAUUUCCUUUGAAGCAUCAGCAAAAGGACCUAAGACUUGCUCUAGGUUUAGCAGAGUCUGUUUCCCAGCCUACUCCUAUUGCAGCAGCUGCAAAUGAACUUUACAAGGUAGCGAAAUCUCAUGGUCUCAAUGACCAGGAUUUCUCAGCAGUCAUUGAAGCGUUGAAAACAAAACUGCAAUCCUCAGAAAAUUAGUAAAUUACCUCCUAUGAUUCAUGUAAUAAUGGUAUCUGAAUUGCCUUUUCCACUUAAGAAUGAUAUGUAUUAUGCAUCUGGGUCCCAAGUUGGGUUUUUUUAAGUUGCAACCAACUUGAUUAUUCAUUUUAGUUCAUUGUUCACAUGGUAGGCAUGAAGUGCUGAUUAUUGUUAUGAUAGAAAUUAUUAAUGGAUGCUCAUUUCUAAUUCAAAACAUAGUGGAUCAUUUAUUGGUUUCAGAUA
Molecule: messenger RNA, 1563 nt
Organism: Nelumbo nucifera (sacred lotus)
Lineage: Eukaryota; Viridiplantae; Streptophyta; Magnoliopsida; Proteales; Nelumbonaceae
Gene: GLYR2
Product: glyoxylate reductase 2
Cellular component (GO): chloroplast
Molecular function (GO): NAD binding; NADP binding
Source: RefSeq, a predicted model, not a curated record